This is a messenger RNA of Gryllus bimaculatus (two-spotted cricket), 861 nucleotides long. The record is from the annotation of a GenBank genome assembly. Lineage: Eukaryota; Metazoa; Arthropoda; Insecta; Orthoptera; Gryllidae.
UGACCACGCUGCACGUUCGCUCCUUCCACAGGUAGCGCUGUAACUCGGCUUCUCUGCAUUUUGCCGGGAUGUCUCUCAUCGUUCGUUUGGUUUUGGCAGCGGCCGCCCUGGCCACUGUUCUCUCCGCUGCCUCGCCCGCCGCCACCGCCGCCAGCGUCGCCGCCGCCGCUGCGGCCGGGCGCGCAAAGAAAGACGUGGGUGCCACCGCUCCAGACGCCACUGGUCCCGCGAUCCCGCCAGUGAACCCGUACAACCCGUACUACCGCGCCCCGGCCGCCGCUGUGCCCUAUGAUCCUCGCUACCCAGGGACUGCCACGUACGAUCCGCGCUAUCCGGGUACCUAUGACCCUCGCUACCACGGCGCCGCCCACAACUACCCAGGCUACCCGGGCUACCAGGGUUACCAGGGCUAUCACAAUGGCUAUGACUCGAGGUAUUACAACAAUGCGUACCCAACGCACGCGUAUCCGGCCAACAAAUACUCUCCCAACAAGUACACAGCCAGUGACCGUUACAAUCCAGGCGCCUACGACCCGUACUAUAAAAACAAUUCUCGCUACACGCCGUACGCUCCAUACACGACCCCUUACAACGCGGCCUACAAUGCACCCUACAACGCGCCAUAUAGCGCACCCAACAACGCGGCGGUGUACUCACCUUACAACGCCAGCCCGUACGCCUACCCCGGAGCCUACGACAAGAAGGUGUGAAGGCAGGCAAAGUGGUCUGAUGAAAGAGCUUUAUUUGCAACUUCUCUAACGCUCGCUACAACUACAUAACAUUGUAUUUUUGGCAUUUUUUGUUUUAUGAAAAACUGACAAUAAAAUCUUUUCUACAUACUACAUUUUUCCAGUAUUUGUG